AUGAAACGUUCCAGUGAUGUGAAAAUUGGGCGUCUGCAGGUAAAGAAGAUAAAACAAUUCGGGAAUCAUGCGACCCAGCUCAACAAUAGCCAUAUAAUACUUGGAGGACACCAAGAAACAACAAAUACCGAAGGGAUUUCAUCUCAGGAAGGCGAACCUUCUUCAACUGGGAUGAAACUUAGGGAAAAAAAGAAAAUCGAAUACACUGAAAGCUCAACAGAGACGAAUUCCUCUGGCUCGGAGUAUCAAGAAAAACCUAAGAAGAUCAAAACGAAUAAAGAAAUGAAAAUAAAAAGUUCUAGUUCUCCAGCCGGAAGUUCAAGUAGUAGUAUCCAGCCAGGUAGUCAACGACAAACACCGGAUUUACUGACAGACAGUGAUGAAGUUGAGCGAGUGCAGAUGUCAGAAGAGGAUUUUAAUAAGUUCACAAAGGUAUUCCAAAAACUUGAAAAUAAAAAAAAAUGGGUAUUAACAUCUGGAAAGGUUGUCGAAGAUGAGUUAUACAAGUUUGGAAUGAGAUGCAAUUAUGAACAAAGUUUUGUUGAAGAAAAUAUUUUCUCCCCAUCUGAACUCAAAGAAAUUUAUACAUACAAUCAAAAAUCACUUCCGAAUAUGCCCCAAGAUUUGUUAGAAUAUCUUGGUAGUUACCAACUGGCACCACGGGUUUUUAGGCCAGAACCAUGGCAAUCAGCUUACAACCGACAAAAGGAUUUUGACAGGGACUGGAUAAGGAACACCGUUGACAAUCUUAUUCGUGAAUAUGAAACAGACAGCUUAAAAAAAGGAGAUCAUUUAGAAGGAUGGUUACUGUCACAUGUAUGGUUAUUCAUAGACAAGGCGUUUGAGAACAUAGAAGGUGUUGAAGCAAUUAGGGGAGAAUCUUGUAGCAUCGCAUCAUCAUCUCGAAAAAAUAGAGAUCGAAAAGUUCCAUCUGUGAGCUCGAUGCCAAGGAAGAUCAUGGGCAGGAAGGGAGAUUUGAUAAUUCGUUGCAUGUAUAGGGAAUAUGGAUGCGGAGAAGCGGGAAAAUUACACACAGGCUAUAAUGGUACAAAAAUUCUACGAGAGAGAGGAUUGAAAACUCCAAAGAUGAUGAAGGAUCAAUUCGAUGACUUAUGCAUUCACAUGGGAUCGAAAGAAAAAAAAGUCAGAAAGCUAGAAACUAUCGGAUUCAUUCAUGCAGGACUUUCUGUACUAUUGCUCAGAUUAGAUUCUCCGGCAGGAUAUGUUAGUAGAAUCUCUCGUUCUAAAAUGUUGACCAUCCCAUCAAAUAUCA
This is a messenger RNA of Funneliformis geosporum, 1273 nucleotides long. The record is from the annotation of a GenBank genome assembly. NCBI's taxonomy places the organism in Eukaryota, Fungi, Glomeromycota, Glomeromycetes, Glomerales, Glomeraceae.